Suillus clintonianus is the source of this 1233-nucleotide messenger RNA. RefSeq lists its product as uncharacterized. The record is from RefSeq and is a predicted model, not a curated record. The transcript has 4 exons. Lineage: Eukaryota; Fungi; Basidiomycota; Agaricomycetes; Boletales; Suillaceae. The annotation marks the transcript as partial.
GGGUGCGGCAGCUUCCAAUCAAGGUGAGUCUUAGUAUACUGUAUAUAUAUGAGACACUAACAUUCAGACUGUCUACAGCACCCACCUCGCAACGGCCUGUCUCCCUUGACAAGCUCCAUAUUACCAUGUGCACGUCGCACCACCCCUCAAUGGCACAGCCACUAAUAUCGAGGGAUGGGCAUCGAUCUUUGCAGUAUCACGCUUAUCAUUGCAUCUUGAGCGAGACUCGAUGUUUGCCUGAAUGCUGUUGUUAUACAGCCCUAGUCGUAAGGAUGAUUUUGAGUUUUAUCCGUCAAUUAUUUCGGCGCGGGACGCCAUGCGAGCGUGAUACAACACAACCCAAUACCACGGGUGUGACCCAUAGUGCCAAGGAAGCCUCCGGUUGUAAUCGCACAGAAACUGUGACUGCGCAAUCUCUCACUGAUACUCCCAAUGAACAUGUUCGUGUUGAUGUUACCGUCCGUGUUUUUGACACGCAAAAUCAAAGGCUCGAGUCGCAGCACUAUACCUCGAAUGCUCACACCACUCCGACUGUACAAAAACCACCCGCCCCAUCACAGCUCGCACUUGCCAACCAACCACCACCAAAUGAGGCGCGAGAUCAGCCUCAUGGAAAUGUGCGAUUUCCUAUUGACGAGCCACAUGGACGAAAGGCUACGCACACCUUUGCUGUCUCUGAACCAAGGGCACCUAAACCUCAGCCCCAGGUACCUACCAGUGGUAAUACCGAGUGGGAUGUCUGGCCUGACGGCCACAUUGUGCGCACCUACUCGCAUGAAGAUGCCAAACGGCCCGAGGUCAACAAUUUCCACGUCCACUGGGCUUGUGAGGGCGUAGGUGCUCCUCGACAUAAAGGCUCACUCGAUGCGUUACAGUGGCAAGACGGUGUGCGUAGUCGUAGACGUUGCCACGGUGUAAUUAUAUGCACCAACCAUGAAUCCAAGGGUGGAUCAUGUGCCAUUGUCAUCCGCCCUACAACGACGAAGAAACUCAUUACGAGGCAGCUUGAGACAACAUGCUCGUGUGGUGCCAUGCUCGUCCAUAAUCACUGCGGUAUAAUUUACGACCUUUUCAAAUUUGCGGGCGGUGUGUGCUUCGUUCAUCGUGGCUUUCACAACCACCUUCGCCCACCGCGACGAUUGCAUCUGACGAGAGUGGAAUCGGAUCUCUUCCAGCAAGUCAUCGAGGAGCACCCCCGCAUGGGCGCAACACAGCUUUUGAUGGGCCGCCCAG